Messenger RNA from Anguilla rostrata (American eel), 7175 nucleotides. RefSeq names its product activated CDC42 kinase 1-like. The transcript is spliced from 17 exons. The coding region runs from base 1220 to 4387 and encodes 1055 amino acids. Gene Ontology annotation, biological process: regulation of keratinocyte differentiation; signal transduction; protein phosphorylation. Lineage: Eukaryota; Metazoa; Chordata; Actinopteri; Anguilliformes; Anguillidae. Gene Ontology annotation, molecular function: protein tyrosine kinase activity; ATP binding; protein binding. The record is from RefSeq and is a predicted model, not a curated record.
GUCCGAGAGCGCAAGCGCUCCAAACGGCCGGACGCUUGAGCCGGGACCAGGAGCGCGCUGACGCAGCCGGUCAACAUUUCGCCCGCUUUAUUACCUCCUUGUGUCUGCUCUUGAGUCGUUAUUGGUCUGGAGUCUGGAGCACAGCCAGCAGGUUAGGGAGUGACGUCUUCUUUUCAUGGAUAUUUGGAGCGGCGGCUCGAUUUCUGGAAACGGAUCGUCAGGGGAGAGUCUCGCCACCCCCCCCAUGUGAGGAUGCGCCGUUUCCACAAGCUCCGGAAAUCGCUUCCUUUCCUCGCGCGUUUUCACGCGUACAGCGAACCUCGGUGCAAGCUGGUGACCCCAUUGGCCGUCUGUUGUUGAUCGCUGAUGCUGUGGGCAGAGCUGAGCACAGUGUGUGAUCUGCACACGCUCAGAGGUGGAAGGGACUCUGUGAAAAACACAGCUAAGUUUCUUAACAAAGAUUUUCUCAUGACAUUCUUUCAUGUUCUGUCACUUUUUUGACAUCUGGCAGGAAAUGAGUGAGAGAUUUUGGGGUGGGAGGAAGAGUAGGGACAGAGAGAGAGAGGGACUGGGUGAGAUUCAUGUGUUUUGGAACAAUAGUGGGCAGAGUGAGUGUGUGAGAAAGCGAGUGAGAGAGAGAAUAUGAAUUGAAGCACAGAAGUAUAGUUGAGAUUCUCAGAUGCAGAGAUUUGAGUGGUAGUUGAGCCCCGCCCAGCUGAAUGACAGGGUCAAGAGUUCAAGUGACAAAUUGGAGAUGCUUCCUUGGACUGUGUGCCACAUUCAGGAUGGGUGGAGGUUACUGAUCACUACUAAUUGUGUGGUGAGUAGUGUGUGUGUGUGCGUUUGUGUGUGUGUGUGUGUGUGUGUGUGUGCUCGUAUAUGUUCACAGUGGUCUUUACAGACGUGCAGCUGAGUUUUUGCAGAAGUGCAUUCCACCUCACUUGUUAGUUCUUUCAGCAGCGGGAAGCGAUUCUUUAACCUCUAACUUGACGGCUGGAAGUGGAAGAGAGGGGCAGUCAAGACCCUGCUGACCUCUGACCUCUGCUUGCAUCACAGCUGGAAUCCGCUUGGAUAAAAGGAGGUUCUGUGUCUGUAUCUUUAGAGCAUGUUUGGGCGGGGGGUGCAGGGUGACUGAACUGACGCCCCUGGUCUCUGCACUGGGCAGGGACACGCUUCCGUUCCGCUGAGACUGAGGUGCGUUGGGAAGCUGGGCAGCAGCAUGCAGUCGGACGAGGGAACAGAUUGGCUCCUGGAGCUCCUGACGGAGGUUCAGCUGCAGCAGUACCUACUGCGUAUCCGUGACGACCUCAACGUCACACGCCUCUCGCACUUUGACUACGUGAAGAGUGAGGACCUGGAGAAGAUCGGGAUGGGGCGACCAGGCCAGAGACGGCUGUGGGAGGCAGUCAAGAGAAGGAAAGCUCUGUGCAAGCGCAAGUCCUGGAUGAGCAAGGUGUUCAGCGGUAAGAGGCCAGACUCCGAGCUCCAGCCCCAGCCCGUCUCCUCUUUCCGUAAGCCGUCCCCCACCCCGCCCCCCGCUGAGGGCCAGCAGGCCCUCACCUGCCUGAUCAGCGACAGGGACCUGACGCUGCUGGAGAAGCUGGGCGAUGGUUCCUUCGGCGUGGUCAAGCGCGGUGAGUGGGUGGCGCCCACAGGGAACGUGCUAAACGUGGCGGUGAAAUGUCUGAAGUCCGACGUGCUCAGCCAGCCAGACGCCCUGGAUGACUUCAUACGGGAAGUGAACGCCAUGCACUCGCUGGACCACCAGAACCUCAUCCGGCUAUAUGGUGUUGUCCUCACGCCCCCGAUGAAAAUGGUGACGGAGCUGGCCCCUCUGGGCUCCUUGCUGGAUCGGCUGAGAAGGCACCAGUGCCACCUGCUCAUCUCCACGUUGUGUCACUACGCCAUCCAGAUCGCCAAUGGCAUGGCCUACCUGGAGUCCAAGCGCUUCAUCCACCGCGACUUGGCCGCCCGCAACAUCCUGCUGGCCUCCAAGGAGCAGGUGAAGAUCGGGGACUUCGGCCUCAUGAGGGCGCUGCCCAAGAACGACGACCACUACGUCAUGCAGGAGCACCGCAAGGUCCCCUUUGCCUGGUGCGCUCCAGAGAGCCUUAAGACACGCACAUUCUCUCAUGCCAGUGACACCUGGAUGUUUGGGGUGACGCUGUGGGAGAUGUUCACCCACGGCCAGGAGCCCUGGGUGGGCCUCAACGGCAGUCAGAUCCUUCAUAAGGUGGAUAAGGACGGGGAGCGGCUGCCCAAACCUGAGGACUGUCCCCAGGACAUCUACAACGUGAUGCUGCAGAGCUGGGCUCAGAAGCCUGAUGACAGACCCACCUUCAUCGCUCUGCGCGAGUUUCUGAUCGAGACGAUGCCCACAGACAUGAGGGCACUGCAGGACUUUGUAGAGCCGGACAAACUGCUCAUCCAGUUAAACGACGUCAUCACCAUCAUCGAGGGCAGGGCUGAGCACUACUGGUGGCGCGGACAGAACAAGCGGACCCUGAAGGUGGGCCAGUUUCCCAGGAACGCAGUGACCUCGGUAGCUGGCCUGUCAGCCCACGACAUCAGCAGGCCACUCAAGCACAGCUUCAUUCACACGGGCCAUGGAGACUCCAACCCCCAACGCUGCUGGGGCUUCCCUGACAAGAUUGACGACCUUUACCUGGGCAACCCCAUGGACCCUCCAGACGUUCUGGGAAUGGACCCGACAGCCGCCAGACCCACUCAGCUGCCGGGACGAGCUAAAAAGGAGCCCCCUCCACGGCCCCCCCAGCCAGCAAUGUUUCUGAAGAAAGCCUGCUACGAGACGGUUCAUGAUGAUGAUGAAUCUGCAGCCUCAGGCCUGACGAGGCUCACUCUGAAGAGCCCGGGGGCUAUGAUCCGAGGACUGAGACUCAAACCUCAAACCGUGCAAGGGGAUGGUGCCCGGACUGAGGGGCCUCUCAUAGACUUUGACGAGGAGAUCUUCAUCUCCGCAACUCCUUCCCCAAUGACAGAACUGCACCCUCCUGCUGCACCCAAACUGGCCCCUAGCCCACUGCCUGACUUCCUCCUGGACACCACGCCCCCCCAGAGUCCCACUGGCCUCUUGAACCCCACCCUGGUGGUAGACUGGGAUACCAAACCCCUGCCCGCGCCCCCCGCGUACGACGAUGUGGCCCAGGACGAGGAUGAUGUGGAGGUGAGCUCCAUCAAUGAGGCUGAGCGGAAGGGUGGGGGGGAACAGGGUGGAACGUCGGAGGCCACGUCCCCAGAGGGCGUGAUGGGCGGGGACAAGCCACCGGUGGAGGACAACCUCUUCGUCCCCACCAGACAGGGUGGAAGUCGCAGCUUCUCCCAGUCAGCAGAAAUCUUCCAGGAGCUGCAGCAGGACUGCAUGAGGAGGCUCAACGUCCCGGUGAGCUCCUCCCUGCCCCCAUCCCCCACCCCCCCCGGCAUGGAGGCCCCCCACCGGCAGAUCAUCCUGCCUUUCCCCCAGGACAAGCCCCAGAUCCCGCCACGGAUUCCCAUCCCACCACGCCCCAGCAGGCGCGGGGACUGCGCCUACCGGUCCCGGGACGUGUCCCCCUCCUCUGGGGGUGAGGGGGACAACAAGGACAGGCCCCCCCUGCUCCCUCCCCGGGACAUCCUGUCCCAGCCCAGCUCCCGCGCCCCCAGCCCCCUGGGCCCCCACGUUGGGUCCCCCCAGCAGAGGGUCGGGCUGUGCUCUGCCCUGUCCCUGGGGUCCUGCUGCCUGUCCACCUCCCCGAACAGCAGGCCCAUGCCCACCACGCAGAGCUUUGCCUCCGACCCCAAAUACACCGCCCCCAAGGUGAUCCAGGCGCAGGAAAAGGAGAGCGCUCGGGCGCCCUGCAUCCUCCCCAUUGUCCGGGACGGCAAGAAGGUGAGCAGCACCCACUACUACCUCCUGCCCGAACGGCCGCCUUACCUGGACAGAUACGACCGCUUCUUCAGGGAGGCCGAGAACCCUGAGGACAGACGGUCGGCCAACACCGCCACCGUGCGACCCAUGAUGCACCAGGGCAACUUCAAGGACAACUUCUCCUCCAAUAACAACAGCAGCCUGAAGGACUUGCAUCACAUGAAGACCUCGCAUGGCAUGCCCUGGAUGAGCAAUGAUGGACAAGCCGGGAUUUUAGACACUAUCAAACAGGUGCAGGAAGCAGUGCAUGGAGUGACAAUAGAGGAGUGUCAGACAGCACUGCAAAACUAUGGCUGGAACAUACAGAGGGCAGUCCAGUACCUGAAGGUGGAGCAGCUGUUCUGUUUGGGCCUGAAGACCCGGACAGAGUGCCAGAAGGUUCUGGAGAUGCACGACUGGAACCUGGAGCGGGCCAGCACCCAGCUGCUGGAUUCAUACAGCUCUGUGCGGCAGAGGCGAUGACACCGUCAUUUGGGAAGGUCGCCUUUGGGCCUAUACCCCAUGACUGACUCGAUAAGAGACAGGAGCCCUGUCCGAGGCCCUUUCCCCAUGUACAAACGCCACUGCUACUGCCGUCGCCCCUGCUGCUUCUUGAGAGACGUCGUGUCCUGUGACCUCCAACCCCACCGCGACCCUGUUCCUUGGCACUCGGGGGGUGCAAAGCAAGGGGUUGGGUGGGUGGCGCCUCCGGAUUCUGACCUUGGAUCAGUUUAAAUGUUUUGCACAAAACGGGUGGGGAAGGCUUGCUGGCUCUUGUUUCGGAUCAGUGGAAGCCAGUUCAUGUUGAGUAGAGAUGCUGCUGUUCCUCAGCUCCUCAGCUCCCUGGCUUUUCAUAGUCGUGGGUGAACAUAUUUGAGGUGGUGAAAGACACGCAUGUCCGUGUAGAUACAUGCUACAAUUUCAGUUUGUAUAAUUGCAUCAAAUAUUUAUGUUCUUUGCACAUUUCAUUUUAUUUAAUAGUUUAAUUGCAGGAUAAUAUUGUAAUUGACUGGAGUCUUUUUUGGGGGUCUGUCUACGUUGUUUCCCUUUUCCUUUAACUGACCAUCCCAGUUGAAAUCAGAGGUACUGUUUAAAGCUUAUUUCUGACUGUGGGUUGAGCGGGAGUUUGUCUCUUCCACCGAGACUCUAUUCUGGCUCCAUUUACCUAUCAACGAUCGACAGUUUCACACCAUUCAGCACUUUUUCUCAUCUCACAGACUUCUCGGCUGGUCAUGGUCUAUAACUAGGGAUAUGUUGUAUAACUUUUUACAGAGAACGAAAAACCGUUACAGUCAAACCUAAUAUUUAAAGGGAAUCAAAAUACAGCACCAUAACACUCAAGAUACUAAAGGUGUAAAAAAAAAAAAACUACCUGGAGGUUUUUUUUUUCUUCAAAUAAAUGGUUACGCUCUGCUGCUUAGUAACAUUAAUAAAACUCGGUAGUGGUUGCAAUGGCUUUUUAAUAUUUAAUCAGCUGACGUAAUUUAGUUUGUAUCCUAAGGACAGUUCAACCUCAUGAUCAUCUAAAGGUCAGGAGUUCAUGUUUUCAAAGUUGUGGCUUAAGAGAUAAGAAAUACUUCAGGAUCUUGUGUAAAUAGACCAGUACUGUAUGUUAGAUAGAAAUGCCUGCUAAGCCAUAUUCUUCUCAUUCUCACAAGCUUGUAUGCAUGGAUCCAUAUCCUUGCCAGAUGGGUUCAGAGUAGAUGCUGUAUAGAUGCUAAAUGAGGCUCACCCCUCCCACUGUGGAGGGAUCCAUGCCUCCCACACAUACGGUACUCCAGUGAUCAAACUUUUUUUCUCUGAGACACUUUAUGACUACAGACUCCAGACUGUAUUUACAGGUAAUGCCAGUAAGCAAGAGUUUCCAGCAGUCAGACUAACCAUUUAAAGACAAAUCACAUGAAUAUGGUCAAACCCAGACUGAAAAGAAGGGACAGAUAUUUUCCCCCAUUGUCAAACUCUUUAGAUCUAAAAGGCUAUAGCCCUAAAUCCAGCUCAGGUCUUAAUGGUUUGAUUGGAGUCAUUUGAACUUGCCCUGGAGCUCAUAACGCCUCCUGGUCUAGAGGCAUCUCUUAAAACCUCAGGGCCAUGGGUCUGGAAGGACCAGGUGUGGAUGCCUGGAUUUGCCUUGUUACUACUGGGGAAUGACACUGAAUGUUGGUUCUGUGUGAGGCAGCAGGUUAUAGUGUUUGAAUCAAGCCUGAAGCACUAGAUUCCGGAUUCUCUCUCUGGUCUCUCAAUCUUCUUCAAGUUGUGAACCAGAUUAAUGUGAACUUGAGGUGUUACCAAAAAAACUGGUCUUCCUACAGCAUGCUCAAGACGCUUCUGUGUACUGUGCGCGCACACUCCCAACAUGUACAGAUGAUAUGUUGUAUACAUAAAACGGUUAUGAAACUGAAAUUUAAAUUCAAUUUAGAAAUGUGCCAGUCAUCGCUGCAGAUCUGAAAUAUAUAUGUACAUUAUUUUGUAUUAAAGGAAAACUUUUUUUAAAGAAAUAUUCUGCAUUUCUUAGGUUUUUCCCCAUCACAUAGUGAGCUCCACAAUGUUUGGAACAAAUACAUUUUUUUCUUGAUUUGGCUCUAUACUCCACAAUUUUAGAUUUGUAAUCAAAAAAAUUCCAAUGUGGUUACAGCGCAGAUUCUCAGCUUUUAUUGAAAGGUAUUUUUAAAAAAUAACAUUUUAUGUAGAAAUAACAGCAAUUUAUUUUUAUAUACAUGGUCCCUCCCCUCCCCUCCAUUUCAGGGCAGCAUAUGUGGGACAAAUGGCUUCACAGGUGUUUCUGAUUAGUCAGGUGUGUUCAGUUGCUAUGUUCGUGCAGGCAUAAGAGAUUUCAGUAUCUAAUCUUUAUUCUAGCAUUUGUCAACAGGAGGACUGGAGUCGUGCCAAUGAAAGUCAAGGAAGCUAUUAUGACGCUUGAGAAAUAAGGGAAAAAAGAGACAUAGGCCAAACUUUAGACUUGGAACAUUGAGGGAGAAGGGAGCACUGGUGAGCUCCAUAAUUGCAAAGGGCGUGGUAGCCCAAGGGAGGCCUCUACAGUUUAUGACCGUAGAACAGCUCACCAGAGGCAGGUGUUGAGUCAGUGACUACCAUCUGCAGAACUAGAGGCUACACUGCAAGAUGCAAACCAUGACUUAUUUACAGAACAUUAAUAUGUCCCAAAUAUUAUGGCGCCCUCUAAUGGGGGGGGGGGGCUAUGUAUAAAAACUGCUGCAUAAAAAAGCAAACUGUAUAAGAAAUACCCUUAAAUAAAAGCUGAGACUGUUGACUUUAA